Messenger RNA from Amoebophrya sp. A25, 2158 nucleotides. The record is from the annotation of a GenBank genome assembly. NCBI's taxonomy places the organism in Eukaryota, Dinophyceae, Syndiniales, Amoebophryaceae.
AUGGAUCUCUCCUCAACCGCAACUGUGCCUCCCGAAGCCGGGAAAGGAGGCAAAAAAGAGAUUCCUAGGGACAAAGAGCAACGAGAACAGAGCCCCUUAGAGGAGCCGGAAGGGUUGAGCCACAAGAUAUGUCGGAAAAAUAGAGGAGAACCAAUUCUAGAUGAAAAAGACUCUGCUGAAGCUGCUGGUGACGGUGACGGUGGCGGGAUGGGAGAGGGGCAACAAGGAAAAGAAGGUGCUGGAAGUACUGCAACUUCUGAGAACAAGUCGCACAAGACCAAGAGCAAGCAAAAGAAGAUGUCACCCACAGAGAUCUUACUUGCCAAUCGUGCUGCAAAGAAAGCUCCGAUUGCUGAGGCUUCAGAACUCGCUACCAGAGGUGAGUUCAUCGUCGAAUAUCCCAAGCGCCUCGAUAACAUCUGGGACCGGUUAACUUGUGAACAACCAGUCGGCGACUCGAUCAAUCGGACUAGUGCUCCACCACUCUUUCGUAUUCUCCCAGAUCACGAUGUGGAAGGCGUAGACAUUCCAGUUGCUGGCAGUGAAAAAGAUGCUUCUAGUAUCGCAGAAGCUGGUGUCGUGUCUGGAGCAGGAGCAGCUCCUACUACUGGUUCAUCUGGUACGGUUAAAAGCAAAGACAAACUGAUUCUCCGUCUUUUGCAGCGAAGAGCCAGCUUCCCACCAAAUCGUGCGCGUCUUGCAGAUCUUUUCAGCCGACAAACGCAGUGCAGGCCGAAUUCAAAAGUCGACUGCUUUAUCGCAACUGCCGAGAACCAGACGACCUUUUUGCAUCAUCUCCAAGAUUAAGGGUCACGAUAGUUCAUCUUCAAGACAGGAAUGAAAUGUAAGUCUAAAUGAAUGAAAAAAUCGACGAGGAUGAGAAAGUUCAUUACUAGAAAUUCUCUCACUAAAGCACGACCUCCUUGUGUGAACUCUGAGAAUUAUAUUAUGUGGGUAGAAGAUGAACCUGAACCAUUGUGCUGAGCUCUAAGGAGACAAGAAACCUGGGACACAUUUGAUCUACGAUGUGAAGUCGAAUUCGUGGGCCGCGUGUGAGAAAAAUCCAGCAGGUCGAUUGCGUUGCGCGAAAAUGCCUGUAACACAGUUUCCAGUCUUACCAAUUUUCCCUUCUAAGGGUGAUGAUUGGUCUUGGGCUAUUCCAAAUCGUCUCUAUGGUUUCCAAAAAGCUUUGCAUGACGCGUGUACUGGAGGAAAUGUGGUCAAAGAUGUCAAAGAAGAUUCUUCACAGAGCAAUCUGCCUGAAACGCAGUGCAUAAAAGACAUAGGAGGUGAAGAUAAGCUAGGAAUAUGCAUGGUCACGGAUCAUAUUUUCCGUGUGGCAGCAAAAAUUGCGGCAUCCGAAGAACAUCACGCGGAAGGUGGCGCGUCGCCAGCUGCUCCGUUUGUCGAUCUCUCGGAUACUUAUGGAGGAUGGUUUAUCGUUUCUUGUUUGCCUUUAUUGCUGUUGCUUUUACUCAAUACAGUUUUUUGUUGAACUAUAAUACAAAGACAUGAUGAUUGAUGGAGAUUGACCACACGCAGACGAGAUCAUUUGUUGAUAAUGAAGAUGGAUUUACGGAAGAACGUUUUGAUUCACUCCUACGCACUAUUCCUAAUCUACAUAUUGCUAUACAACUUGUUCUAAUCCCCCAAGCUGUGGGCAGCAGCUCGAAAGGAACUUGCACGUGACCCGGAACAGGUCGCGUGUCGAAACGCCAAUGAAGUCUGGGUCAUUCCUGAACGUGGCAGGGACUUGACUGUGGGUUCACAAGUCGAAGUUUUUGACCGUUCUCGGAAACCCAAAGUCGGCGAGUGGCUACGUGGCAAAGUCGAAGCAAUUCUGGGCAAAAAGGAUGGAGGUGACGACGAGGAAGAAGCAAAUACGAAUCAUGGUGGAGAGCAGGAUGAAGACGGAGGUGAGACAUCAGGUGGUGAUGAAGAGAACAAUAAGGGUCCUUUCUUCACCUCCUUAGGAGAACCUUGUCCGGAAGAGGGUUGUGUGCGAGUCAGGUUCUUCAACCAGGAUGGAACAGAAAGGAAAGAUUUGAACAGGUCUCCGAAUCGCGUUUAUCCUGUUGACAUGCCAAAAAGAUUUAGAAUCGCGCAGGAGAUGGUUUGAUUCUAGUUUCUUGUGCCACUGCUCGCCUCUAGCUCUAGG